AUGAGCUCUGACAGCUUGAAACAACAGCAGUCACAACAGAACUUACAACAACCAACUCAAUCCAAUGUCAAGAACAGGUCACAGCAAUCAAUAGACAGAUUGGACAAGAAGUAUAAUGAUAUCAUUGAUCUCCUAUUAUCUCCACAAUUUGAAAUAGUCAAUGUACUAUGCUCACUUACAUUGGUGAAGGAGUCAGCACGUGACAACAGUGUCAACUUGUCCGAUGCUCUGGUGAACUUCUUUGAAUUGCACUGUACACACCGAUCGACCAGUCUACUCAAAUGGGCAAUCGAUAAGGAGAUUGACUAUACGGCCAAUGGUGCUACACUCUUUCGUGGACUAUCCACUGCCACCCGACUUAUAUCGUCCAGUUGCAAACGUCUGGGCGAGUACUACCUAAGAUAUUUACUGCAACCAUUCAUCAUUGACCUCUGCUCGAGGAACUUCUCCUUCGAAAUCGAUCCGGACAAGGCAAGCAAAGAGAUGGACGUCAAGUUCAACCUGGAGCGAUUGAUCACCAUAACACAACAACUACUGGACAAGAUACUGGACUCGGCAUCUAUCUGUCCCAUGUCCAUACGCAAUGUGUUGAUGCACUCCAAGGAGAGGGUGGAGAAGAAGUUCCCAGAGAUGCGCACAACAGUCAUUGGAGGAUUCAUCUUCCUUCGUUUCAUCUGUCCGGCCAUCGUUGCACCAGAGGUGUUUGGACUGAUCCAUGAUACGCCCACCACCGACUCUCGAAGAGGACUGGUACUGGUAUCCAAGUUGUUGCAGAACCUUGCCAAUGAGCUACCAUUUAGUGGCAUCAAGGAGGAGUACAUGACCUAUCUCAAUAGCUUCAUCUCAAACAAUGCAGAGAGGAUCCAUGUGUUCUUUAAUGAACUGGCCUGUGAUGAUCAGCCCAACGGUGCCAACAAUCCAAAGGAACAGUGUCGUGUCAAAUCCAGGACUGAACUCAUACCUGGCAAGAUCCUACAACAACAACUAGAGGCAACAGAGGAGUCGAUGAUUGAUAACCUAUUGCUCAUUGCUGGUCAGUUGAUGGAGAAUAGGGACAAGAUUGAUAGCAUCCUCAAUGAAUCAAAUCAACAAGAGUUGGCCAAGCGCUUCGAUACUGCCCUUGGUCCAUUGCAAAAGAUGUUACAACAGCAACAGACCAGCAACAAGACGUCACAAUUGUCGUUUGGUUUCAACAAGAUCACAAGAAAGAAGUCAUUGGGCAGCACUGGAUCACUCAAGAAGAAGACUCCACUGAACACCUCUACUUCAUCCAGUGUGAUUGGACCAAGUCCAACCUCUCUCCUGCCCUUUCAGUCAGAUGCCGAAGAGGAGUUGAGUGGCCAACUACAUCGAUCCAUAUUCGAUAUCAUAUCGUACUAUCGCCAUCAGUUGGAGUUGAAGAACAUUGACAUUCGAGAGAAACAGGAUGAGUUGGAGUUGCUCAAGAAAGAGUUGGAGGAAUCCAAGACACGUUCCAAUCUCAUGAAGAAAUUACGUGAUGAGUUUGAGUCUGAGCGUAAGAGAAGGAUAGAGGCAGAGGUGCAGUUAAAGAAGAGUCAAGACAAGCUCAAGGCAUUGGGACAGGAGAUCAACUCUAGUUCAGACAGUAUCCAAAGUCAACAACAACAACAACAACAACAGCAACAACAACAAUAUGAUGAUCCACUAAGUGAGUUAUUGGCAGACUUGAGCUCAGAGUUCAAUGUGUCCACUCCAAGUAGCACCAGUUGUGGUGGUGGAAGCAAGAAGACAACUCUAAAGAAGAGAUCACCAUUGGGAUCAUCUUCCAGUCUUGUCAAAAAGUCAGAGUCCAGUGUACAACUAUCGACCCCUCUUCAAUCAGAUGGGUCGGCCAUUGACCAGGAGGCUCAACCACAGGCCAAGCAGCUGACCAGCUCAGAAUCAGUGUCGGAACUUGAUUCAUUAAUGGAUCCAGAGACUGAGGAUCGCAUCAUACAAUCGGUGGUCGAUGGACAGGCUCAAGAAGAUGAUGAUGGAAUGGACUUGUUGGAGUUCUUGAGAGAGUACAAGGAGAAGGUGAUAAGUCAACAACAACAACAACAACAACAGCAACAGCAACAACAAGGUGAUAGAUCUGAACUGAGUAGCAGUGGUGAGCAACGAAAGAAGAAUGCAAGUAGUGGUGCAGGCUUCUUUAGACAACUGGUGAUGAGCAGCAAGAAGAAGAAGAACAGUGCAAUUGAGACCAAUGCCUAUAUACAGAACAGUAGUCUACCUAUUCAACAGACUCCAGCUGCAGUAUCUGAUGCUGCUGCAUUGACUCCACUGAUCAUCCAACAGUAA
Molecule: messenger RNA, 2304 nt
Organism: Acytostelium subglobosum LB1
Lineage: Eukaryota; Evosea; Eumycetozoa; Acytosteliales; Acytosteliaceae
Exons: 2
Coding region: 1-2304 (767 amino acids)
Biological process (GO): regulation of GTPase activity
Source: RefSeq, a predicted model, not a curated record